Gastrolobium bilobum is the source of this 3020-nucleotide messenger RNA. RefSeq names its product C-terminal binding protein AN. Gene Ontology annotation, biological process: microtubule cytoskeleton organization. The transcript has 9 exons. Bases 126 to 2828 code for a protein of 900 amino acids. The record is from RefSeq and is a predicted model, not a curated record. Gene Ontology annotation, molecular function: NAD binding. NCBI's taxonomy places the organism in Eukaryota, Viridiplantae, Streptophyta, Magnoliopsida, Fabales, Fabaceae.
GUUUUUUCUACAUUCUCCAGAAUCUGAAAUCGAAUUCCUUAAUUCCCUAGAAGACCCAAAUUUCCCAUUACAAUCCUCAACAUUUAUGGGUUUCUGAAUCACAGGAAUUUUCUAGCAAUAUUCACAUGGAUCAACAAGACGAAGGGAUUUCUAAGACUGCAAAUUCGUAUAGUUUCCCAUCGUUGAACCAUUCGGCGUGGCUCGAAAUCAGGCUCUUCUAUGUUAGGGUCUCGCCCUGCGCCACCGACCACCUCGUCCUCCGCCACCCCCGCCGCGAAAUCGGGGCCUCCGUCGAGAUCAACGGCUCCCGCGUUCCCGCGGCCGUCACCCUCCGCCGCGAUCGCGUCGACCGGGAGUCUUCGGAGGUGACCUACGUCAGCACCGACAGCGUCCGCUUAACCGGCAGCGUCGAGUUCGAGGUGUACGAGGACGAGGUCUUGGUCCUGUGCGGGUCACUGGAGCGAAUGGAAGCUGAUUGGAGUGUGGAUUGCCACGUGGCGAUGCCGUCGUCGGCGGUGAUUUUCCGGCCGAAGCUCGGCGUCUCGGCGGCGGCUCCGUCGGUGGAGGUUUACGUUGCCGGGUGUUGCUCCGGCGUGCCGGUGAUUUUGUCAAAGACGAUUCAGAUGAGCCCGAGGAGGAGAUUGGCUAGGCAUGGCGUGCUUGAUGCCAUUCCUGAAGGUGAAGAAGUGGAGAAGGAACAGAAGACUGAUGAUAUCCUUCUUAUGCAGAUCAUGGUGUCGGAAGUUGAUGAUUCUGAGUUUGAUGGGAAGAUGGGGAAUGGUUUCUACUCUCAAGACAUGUAUCUGGGUGAGGAUGGACAACUUUCCUGGUUUAAUGCCGGGGUUAGAGUUGGUGUUGGAAUUGGUCUAGGGGUGUGCCUGGGUAUUGGAAUUGGUGUUGGGCUGCUCAUGCGUUCAUAUCAAACAACCAGCAGGAAUUUUACAAGACGAAGUAAGAUCCAAUCGUGUGCGGCAAUGCCUCACAGUAACAAUCCUGCACCUCCCCCCUUAGUGGUGACCCUAAACUGCAUCGAAGAUUGCUCCCUCGAACUCGAAUCUCUCGCCGGCAUCGCCGCCGUCGAGCAUGUCCCCCUCAGCCGCCUCUCUGACGGCAAGAUCGAGUCCGCCGCCGCCGUCUUACUACACUCCCUCGCCUACCUUCCACGCGCAGCUCAGCGCCGCCUCCGCUCCUAUCAACUCAUCCUCUGCCUCGGCUCCGCCGACCGCGCCGUCGACUCCGCCCUCGCCGCUGACCUCGGCCUCCGCCUCGUCCACGUUGACACCUCACGCGCCGAGGAGAUCGCGGACACUGUGAUGGCGCUGUUCCUCGGCCUCCUCCGUCGCACUCACCUGCUCUCCCGCCACGCACUCUCCUCCUCCGGCUGGCUGGGCUCCGUUCAGCCGCUCUGCCGCGGGAUGCGGAGGUGCCGCGGCCUCGUUCUCGGGAUCGUCGGUAGAUCUGCUUCGGCUAGGUCUUUGGCCACUCGCAGCUUGGCUUUCAAAAUGAGCGUGCUCUAUUUUGAUGUUCACACGGGAAAAGGAAAAGUAAACUUCCCCUCUGCAGCACGAAGAAUGGAUACUCUUAAUGAUUUACUUGCUGCAAGUGACCUUAUAUCACUCCAUUGUGCUCUUACAAAUGAAACAAUGCAGAUUAUUAGUGCUGAAUGUCUUCAACAUAUAAGGCCUGGAGCUUUUCUUGUAAAUACUGGUAGUAGUCAGCUUUUAGAUGAUUGUGCUGUAAAGCAGCUCUUGAUUGAUGGAACCUUAGCUGGAUGUGCUUUGGAUGGCGCAGAAGGCCCCCAAUGGAUGGAAGCAUGGGUUAAGGAGAUGCCUAAUGUGUUGAUCCUUCCACGAAGUGCAGAUUACAGUGAAGAGGUUUGGAUGGAGAUAAGGGAGAAAGCUAUAUCUAUAUUACAGACAUUCUUCAUUGAUGGAAUUAUUCCAAAGAAUGCCCUGUCUGACGUGGAAGAAGAGAGUGGGGUGGAUGAUGAAAUCGAACAAUCCGAUCAACAAUACAAAGAAAAUGCUUUACAGAUUAUUGUUAGAGAGCAAACAGAUGAUGUUCCAGUUAGUCCUGAAAGCUCCCAAAAGAAAGGAGGUAAUCAAGGGAAAGAGUCUUCAUCCCAGCUUCAGGUUUCAAGUUUGACUCAGAGUACCUCUGCUCGAUCCGAAGGAAGGCGCUGCAGGUCAGGUAAAAAGGCCAAAAAGAGGCAUACCCGUCAGAAGUCCCAACAAAAAUCAGAAGAUUCUUCUGUACUGGAGAAAGAAGGCACAUCUCAGAGAGAUGAUGCUGCUAUGAGCGGCACUGAUCAAGCUUUGAGCUCCAGCUCUGAAGACUCAAGAAGUAGAAAAACUCCAAUAGAAUACAUGCAAGAACCAAUUGCUACUCAAGUUCUAAAGUCAAGCAUGAGGCUUAGUGGAAAUUGUACUGAACUUUUGAGAGAUGGAUAUGUUAUAGCUCUGUAUGCAAGAGACCACCCUGCUCUUCAUGUCUCAAGACAAAGAGUUAAAGGUGGAGGUUGGAUCCUGGAUUCCAUGUCAAAUGUGUCAAAAAGAGACCCUGCUGCACAGUUCCUCAUCAUCUUCAGAAGCAAGGAAACAAUUGGCUUGCGAUCUCUUGCUGCUGGUGGAAAAUUAUUGCAGAUCAAUAGAAGAAUGGAGUUUGUAUUUGCCAGUCAUAGUUUUGACGUUUGGGAGAAUUGGACACUAGAAGGUUCCUUACAGGAAUGUAGACUGGUGAACUGUAGAAAUCCAUCAGCUGUUUUGGAUGUACGCAUCGAGAUUUUGGCUACUGCAGGCGAAGAUGGAGUUACACGUUGGGUUGAAUAGACUAGUAUGAAAAGUUUGUUCUACUUUAUCUAUGUAGAGUGAUUCCAGUUCUGUAUUACUCAAAAUGGAUGAGCUUGUAAAUCAUUUCUGUCCGGCGACUUGAUGAUCUUUCAAAUGUUUCUUUGUGAAAGAAUGGAAUGUAUUAAUAGAACAUUCUUUCUUUAGCCUUUUUUUUUUUAAAAUCAUUUAUUG